Messenger RNA from Salvelinus namaycush (lake trout), 3051 nucleotides. Its product is annotated as electrogenic sodium bicarbonate cotransporter 4-like. Gene Ontology annotation, biological process: regulation of intracellular pH; bicarbonate transport; monoatomic anion transport. The record is from RefSeq and is a predicted model, not a curated record. Gene Ontology annotation, molecular function: monoatomic anion transmembrane transporter activity; sodium:bicarbonate symporter activity; solute:inorganic anion antiporter activity. Gene Ontology annotation, cellular component: plasma membrane. Lineage: Eukaryota; Metazoa; Chordata; Actinopteri; Salmoniformes; Salmonidae. The transcript is spliced from 25 exons. Bases 16 to 3051 code for a protein of 1011 amino acids.
GUUUUGAAGCUGGUAAUGUCCCCGGCGGCGGAGAGGCUGCGCUACAUCCUGGGUGAAGAUGACGACACGCCGACGCCCACUCUGUUUACGGAGAUGGACACGCUGCAACAUGAUGGAGACGAGAUGGAGUGGAAAGAGUCUGCGAGGUGGGUGAAGUUUGAAGAGAAGGUGGAGGAGGGAGGAGAGAGGUGGAGCAAGCCCCAUGUGUCCACCCUGACCCUCCACAGUCUGUUUGAGCUGAGGACCUGUAUCCAGACUGGCAGUGUGCUGCUGGAUCUGGAGGGAUACUCCCUGCCACAGAUAGUGGAUGACAUCGUGGAUCGCCAGGUGGCAGACGGUCUGAUUGGUCCAGAACUGAGGGAGAAGGUCAGCUUUGUGUUGCUACGGAAACAUCGCCACCAGCAUAAGAAACCCAUCCACCUCUCGCUAGCCGACAUGGGCAAAUCAAACAAUUCCCCCACCAGCCGUAGUCCCCAUCGCUUUCCUAGUUCAGCCUCUGGCCUCCAUCACUCUACAGAGGACUUACGAGCCAAGUCAGGCAGCCUUGGCCGCCUGCAUCCCGCGCAAAGCCGAAGCAUGAACGACAUUUCAGACAAGCCAAGCACAGACCAGAUGAAAAAUAAGUUCAUGAAGAAGAUUCCUCGUGAUGCAGAGGCGUCCAACGUUCUGAUUGGAGAAGUGGACUUCCUGGAUAAACCAUUUGUAGCGUUCGUACGUCUGGCCCAGGCUACCACACUGGGAGGCCUGACCGAGGUCCCCGUACCUACCAGGUUUCUGUUUGUCCUGCUGGGUCCUCAUGGCAAAGGCAAGUCCUACAACGAGAUUGGCCGAGCUAUCGCCACGCUCAUGGUGGAUGACUUGUUCAGUGACGUUGCGUAUAAAGCCCGGGACCGUGACGACCUGAUCGCGGGGAUUGAUGAGUUUCUGGAUGAGGUCAUCGUUCUGCCCCCAGGGGAGUGGGACCCCAAAAUACGCAUUGAGCCCCCCAAGAAGGUCCCCUCUGCUGACAUGAGGAAGUCUGUGCUGAACCUGAACGAGCUAGGCCAGGUGAACGGGACCGGGACGGCUGGGGGGCCAGGAGGAGGAGAGGACGAGGAGAUGCCCACCCCCCACGAACUGGGAGAGGAACUGCAAUUCACUGGCAGGUUCUGUGGAGGCCUGUGGCUGGACAUUAAGAGGAAGGUUCCGUGGAUCCUUAGUGAUUUCUCCCAGGGCUUUCACAUCCAGUCCAUCUCUGCUGUUCUGUUCAUCUACCUGGGCUGCAUCACCAACGCCAUCACCUUCGGAGGCCUGCUGGGGGACGCCACAGACAACUACCAGGGUGUGAUGGAGAGUUUCCUGGGUACAGCGUUAGCAGGGACAGUGUUCUGUCUGUUAGGAGGUCAGCCCCUCAUCAUUCUCAGUUCUACUGGACCCAUCCUCAUCUUCGAGAAACUGCUCUAUGAGUUCUGCAAGUCUAACACUAUAGACUACAUGGAGCUGCGUCUGUGGAUUGGUCUCCACUCCUGUCUGCAGUGUCUGAUCCUGGUCGCCACGGACGCCAGUUACAUCAUCAAAUACAUCACCCGCUUCACCGAGGAGGGCUUCUCCAGCCUCAUCUCUUUCAUCUUCAUCUCCGACGCCAUCAAGAAGAUGGUGGGCUCCUUUAAGUACUACCCCAUCAACCGUGUCUUCAAGCCCGACUACGUUACCACAUACAGGUGUGAAUGUAUCGCACCUGACCAGGCUGCUGCGAUGGCUUUUAAUGUUUCAGUUCCACUAGCGGACGAUAACAUGACUGAUUUGGUAAGUGGCUCGGGAUAUAACUUAACAGGUCUGGACUGGAGUCAGCUGAGUAAGAAGGAGUGUGUGAAGUAUGGCGGCGCCCUGCUGGGGAACGCGUGUAAGUACGUCCCUGACCUGGCCCUCAUAUCUUUUAUCCUGUUCUUCGGCACCUACUCCAUGACCGUCUCCCUCAAGAAGUUCAAGACUAGCCGCUACUUCCCCACCAAGCUGAGGAAGCUGAUCAGUGAUUUCUCCAUCUUCAUGUCAAUCAUGACGUUUGUGGGUCUGGAUAUGCUUGUAGGGCUGGACACACCCAAACUAAUUGUACCCACAGAGUUUCAGCCGACGCGUCCAGACCGUGGCUGGGUGGUGAUGCCGUUUGGUAAGUGCCCGUGGUGGGUAUAUGUGGCCAGCGCCGUCCCUGCUCUCCUGGUCACCAUCCUCAUCUUCAUGGACCAACAGAUCAGCGCCGUCAUCGUCAACCGCAAAGAGAACAAACUCAAGAAAGGUUGUGGGUACCAUCUGGACCUGUUCUGGGUGGGUAUUCUGAUGGCAGUGUGUUCCUUCCUGGGCCUGCCCUGGUACGUGGCUGCUACUGUCAUCUCCAUCGCCCACAUCGACUCUCUGAAGAUGGAGAGUGAGUCCAGCGCCCCAGGAGAGCAGCCCCAGUUCCUGGGAGUCAGGGAGCAGAGGUUGACGGGUAUUCUGGUGUUUGUCUUAACUGGAGUUUCCAUCUUCCUGGCUCCUGUCCUUCAGUACAUCCCCAUGCCUGUUCUCUACGGUGUCUUCCUCUACAUGGGAGUAGCCUCACUCGCAGGAAUACAGUUCUGGGAACGUAUCAAGCUGUACCUGAUGCCAGCCAAGCACCAGCCAGACUUCUCCUUCCUGCGUCACGUUCCUCUGAGGAGGGUCCAUCUCUUCACCCUGGUCCAGAUUAUCUGUCUGGCUGUCCUCUGGACCCUCAAGUCUACCGUAGCUGCCAUCAUCUUCCCUGUCAUGAUCCUGGGUCUGAUGGUGGUGCGUAAGAUGAUGGACCUGAUGUUCUCUCAACACGACCUGGCCUGGCUGGACGACAUCCUGCCGGAGAAGGACAAGAAGAAGGAGAAGGAUGGGAAGAAAAAGAAAGACAACAAAAGGACCAAAGCAGCAGAGCCGGAGAGCGACGAGGAGCCCAAGAGUCCCCUCCCUCCUCCAGUGAAGAUACCCAUGGACACCAUAGACCUGCCUUCAGCACCUGACCCCUCUGUAAGCCCACCCACCCAGCCCCCCGUCUCUCACUGUGAGUAA